AUACGAUCGGGAAGGGGUGUAUAGGCAAGGCACACCUGACUAGAGACUGACUAGAGCGAUACACUGUUGAACCGGACAAGAAGAUGGAUGGACAGCAGAUUCUACCGAUUAUGAGCGUAAUAUACUACUAUGCACUAACGAUCAAAUCAUUAGUUUCGACUGAAACAAUGAACAGAGUUGUGGACAAGAUUCGACAGUGUGGUAUGGUAUCAAUCGAACGUCCACUGAAAAGCACCAGCAACAAGACCACAUUUCAUAUCAGUGUUCCUGCAAAGCAACCCGAUUUUGAGAGCGCUUUCAACUGCUUUAAAGCAACACUUUACAAGCUACUGGUUGCGCCUAACAAUGGUUAUCAAAUACCUGGCACCGACAUUCCGCUCAAUCGUGAUCAAUUUGUUUUGUACAUGCAGCCCGCUUCAUCAUAUCGUCUAGAAUACUGGCAAAAGACUAUGUCUCUGGCACGAUUAGGCGGCUGGCGACAGCAAAUAAGAUUCGUUGCCAAUAUCGUGUGCCACGUGCUGGGCGGCGUACUGAUCGCGUUGACAGCAGUCUACUUCAACAUGCAUCAGCAACCGUGUGCUUUGCCUCGCAGGAUGAUGAUCUACGGCACGGGUUUCGGGCUUUUAGUCAAUCGCGUUAACAUUUUUUUUAUCUACGGCUACAAACGGUGGCAUACGGACAUGAUGCUGAUGGCAGUAAUUGCCACAGGUAUUGUCGCACUGCAAUGGUCGAUGGAGCAGUGGAUGGGAGAAUUUCCAUACUCCAGCUAUGUUUCCACGAUUGUUUAUGAACUGUGCCGGUUGGCGUUAAUGUUGUUUGGAAACCACAAAACCAAACAAAUCACGACCAGGAUCAACGCGAUAAAGAAACAUCUACGUUUGCCUUUCAUUCGAUUCGUGCUGUUCGACGACGCAGCGUUCCAACGAGAAGCAAUCAAACAAAUGCUCUUUCCACUUUUGGGAACUUUGUUCGACACUUUCGUCCUGUUCCUAAAAACCUACGGAAAGGAAUGGUAUUGUACUACGAUGAACGGCUCUAGCAAACAUCCCAAACACCAGAACAGCAAUGAGUGCGAGUAUAUGGACGAAAACGACCCACACGCCAGGUGGAAUCGCCGUACGGUAGUUAUGCCCGACUAUAGUCUAGAAGGGUUCUACAUCGAUAUGUUCUGUCUUUUCGUUUACGAGCCACUAGCGAUCUUCGAUUAUCCUGUGCUGUGGGGUUGGCCCAUUUUGCGCUUGCUAAUCGAGGUGGGAUUGAGCUACAUAAAAGCAAUCUUUCUACACAAACUAUCCGUUGAGCUCGAUGAAUCGGUCGGAAUCGAUCCCUCCAGCACCGGUGCCAAUCAAUAGUUUUGCGUGUGCGACCUUUCCUAAACCUAAGACAUGCAUCCUAGAUGCAGCAACUUAUGCAUAUACUACCAACACCAGAUGCUCAAGACGGUUUUAUACCAUUAUAAAAGGGAAAGAUACUAAAGCCAAACAUCAUGCGGUACAAAACCGCAGACUCUCUAAGGAAGCUUCUCAAAACACAUGAAGAACAAAUCGGUAUUAGCGGACCUCGAGUUCGGCAAGCCCAAAUGAUAACCAACAAUUGUGAUUCGUCGCGACGGACGAAGCUGGGACUGUAGCCUUUCACCAUCGUGCAGUGAAUUAGACUCGCCAUGGUUCGGUGUGCUGGCCAUGUCAUGAGAAUGACACCGGACGACCCAGCCCAUAAAGUGAAGCCCGUGGAAGUGGAUUUUCAGUUUUUAUUCAGUAUUGUUUCCUAAAAACUUUCAAUAUUUAGUUUUAUUAUUGUCGCAUUUGAUAUUUCCUUCACAUAUUACCCUCGUGGGCUAGUAUUGUUUUGUUUCGCGCAUUUGCAGACAAAAAACAGAUCCCAGUAAAUUUUAUACGUUCAAACAUACAGAGGAAACACGUUGUAACGCACAAGCUAAAGCGAUGAGCCGGCUUCAGACAAAACGAAUGGUGCCUAAUACCGAUUUGUUCACAAUUCCAACCGAGCGCCUUUCUCUUACAUUCGGGUUUUAUAUUUUUAGAUUUAUAUAAGGAAGUUGAAUUAGUUUCCCCGUUGUGUUGAUUAUCAUUCACCUCUCUGUGCCAAUUAUUAAAAGAUAGUUAAGAAAAGACAUUACCGUAGUGCGGUGGUGUAGCUGGCGCCAGUUACUCACACGAAUCGAUCCAAGUCCCGUAAAUUUGAUAAUCGUUUGAUUUCUCCUCUGUUUCCCUUUCGUAAGGGUUUGCUACUCAAUGAUAGGGGAAUGGGGGAGAGUGAUGGUAUAGUUUUGUACAACUUAACUAAUCAAUCAAUAUGCAUUUUGGAUUUGGAUCUGCUUGGCAGUUUGAGCAGGGCCAGAAAGAAGGCAAGAAAGGAAGGGCAUAGAGUAAGAGCGCAAGAGAGAGGUAGAGAACAAGCAGGCUGUUCAACAACGGGUAAAAUCAACUUAAAGACCUCUCGAGACUGUAGUGCCAAAGAAGACGAACUAGACAAGUGUUCCUUGGUCCGAUCGGAUACUUAAAGCUACGAGCUGUGAAAAGAAACGUAAACAAAAUGGCAAUCGUUACAUUGAUCAUAGAAUAAAUAUUACAUCCCACGGAUUUACUCUCUUUAUGUAUAACAAAAAAUAAAGAUUAAAAAGCUAAUACACAAACAAAAACUUUCGGUAAUGAAGGAGUGAUUGAUGCACCGGUCUUCACAGACCGCCUUCAUAAGGACACAGGAAGUCAGAGGUGGGAGGCAAAGACCUUUCGAGGUUAGAAUCACGUUUCAAUACAAACAACACAAACGGAAACUUAGUGACUUAGUAGUGAAAGCGACAUUGAGUGCAGCAAACAAAAAUAUAAACAAUCAGUUACUUUACAGAACAUGUAGGAUAUGAACUACGGCGAUGACAGCCCACAGAGAGAACAGUGAGUAAGUUAUGAGUGACAUCGCCGUGAGAAAGAGCAGAUAAACUGGAGACACUCAUGAGCGACGAACAUCAGCCAACGGGAGAACGAUCCGUAUUGAUGAGCGGGAUUACAGGUUGAGCGAUCGAACUGAGUGGAUGUGCGAAUUAGUCAGGCAAUAAAAUACACAUAGAUAUUAUCUAAAAACUGAGGUUUCUACAGAACAUUUUUGUCAAAACAUUAAUGUGUGAAAGUUUACAAAACAAAUAAAUAAAUCGGUUAAGAAAGGGAGUAUAAUUAAAGCUUAUUUAACCUGGACGAAGCAGAAGCAAUUGGACCUUCAGGCUAGAGAGAGACCCCCUCCACUCACUGGCACUCACUUUUCGCUACUGAGGUACCCAAAGUGAGAAUCUUUUUCAGACUGCUUACUAUUAUUAUUUAUUAUUACUACAAUUUUCCAUUUUUUUUGUUCUCCAUUACCCGAAAACAAUUAAUAUCUACGAUAGAUACGACCAAAACUUGAUGGCUUGCAGUUGUAGCACAAAAAAAACACACACACACACAAUAAUUUGCGCAACAUUUGGUAAUCUUUCUUCACACAAU
Molecule: messenger RNA, 3494 nt
Organism: Anopheles stephensi (Asian malaria mosquito)
Lineage: Eukaryota; Metazoa; Arthropoda; Insecta; Diptera; Culicidae
Exons: 4
Coding region: 84-1352 (422 amino acids)
Source: RefSeq, a predicted model, not a curated record